This is a messenger RNA of Cooperia oncophora, 603 nucleotides long. Lineage: Eukaryota; Metazoa; Nematoda; Chromadorea; Rhabditida; Trichostrongylidae. The record is from the annotation of a GenBank genome assembly.
AUGGUGGUGUUCGGUAACGGUGUCGUCAUUCUGGCCGUGCUCCUGGAUCGCAAACUGAAAGCGGUGACGACCAACAAAUUCAUUGCAAGCUUGGCCGUCAGCGAUCUACUGGUUGGAAUGGUCGUCAUGCCGCUGUCACUCUACUAUAAAAUACAUAACGACGAAUGGACACUUGGCUAUACAUGGUGUCAGUUUCAUCUCGUUUCGGGUGUAUUUUCCACCACCGCCAGUAUCGUUCAUCUAGUGGCCAUCAGUUUAGAUCGAUAUUUUGCCAUCAUGUUUCCCACGGAAUACCAAAGACACAGCGUGUCCACGUCAACCUUACCAUACCUGGUGAUGAUAUGGCUUAUGGCGUUGGCGGUGUUAUCAUCAUUUCUUUCGUUCUUUCUACCUGGUGCCAUCGUGGUAUACCUCUAUAUCAAAAUCUUCAAGAAGCUAAGACACCAUCAGCUGUACAUGUUUGGACAAUCAGUGGCUAAAAGCGCCGAUAAACGGCAAUCUCUACCACGGGUUAUUAUUGAUAGGGAGGCUUACGGUUUACUUUCUUGUUCUUUGCGCAUGAUUCCGUCCAUCAAGUCAAAAAUUGUGAGAGCUGUAAGGUAA